UGUCCUCAACAUCUUCAGUUCUUCACAUCUUUCAUCUUUGUCAUCUCAAACUCUUCAUACACCAAAAAUCUUUCUUCUCCUUCAUCUCCUCUUUCCAUUAGAACCAAGCAACUAACAGUGUUCAAAUGAUGGAGAGGACUUGCAAGGGAAAGGGAAGUACCAGCUUGGAAGAUAUUGUGUUCUCUUGGACUCUUAGCGAUGCUCUCAACGAAAAUCUUUACAAACACAAGGUGCCAAAGAUCCCAUUAACAUUUUUGUCAGCAACAGAAUACAUGAAAUCCUUUAUUCCUUCACUGAUUGAGGAAACACACAGUGAUCUGUGUUCCAGCUUGAAGAGCAUUUCUCAAGCCCCUUGUGAAAUCCUGACAUAUAAGAGGAUGAGUGAGGGCUUGCUCUAUCAAUUGACAUUUGAUGAGAUUCAUGAUGGAAGGUAUGAACCUGCAUUUGGGGAUGUUAUCGCCCUCACAGAUGGGAGGCCAAAAGGCAUUGAAGACUUGAACCAACCCGGAAGACUUUAUCAUAUUGCUUAUGUUCGAUGGUCAAAAGAGGGUCAGAUCACAAUACUCUUGUCAAAGAGCAUAGAGACUGAACCAGAUGUGAGGAGCAACAAUGCACAAAUGCUGUAUGCCACCUAUCUCAUCAACUUGACAACCAACAUUCGUAUUUGGAAGGCCUUGAACUCACAGCUGCAAGGUGCAAGCUUGGGUGUUAUUGGAAAAAUUCUUCAAUCUGAAAAAUUGGUAAGAAUCAGAUGGUAUUUGAUAUGUGAGAACCCUAUUGUUGCAGAUUGGAAAGAGCAGUCACGUUUUCCCUUCAAUAGAGCACGCUAACACAGACAUUUCUAUCAUAACAAGCAUAAUCAAAUCUCAAAAUCUGAAUGAAUGCCAGGAAGAUGCUGUGUUAAGUAGUGUUGCAAUGAAGAAAUGUCAUCACAAUCACACUGUGAAACUUAUCUGGGGCCCUCCUGGGACUGGCAAAACUAAGACAGUUGCAUCCAUGCUCUUUGCACUGCUGAAACUAGAAACCAGAACAUUAACAUGUGCUCCCACCAAUA
Prosopis cineraria is the source of this 1054-nucleotide messenger RNA. RefSeq lists its product as uncharacterized. The transcript is spliced from 3 exons. The coding region runs from base 126 to 830 and encodes 234 amino acids. NCBI's taxonomy places the organism in Eukaryota, Viridiplantae, Streptophyta, Magnoliopsida, Fabales, Fabaceae. The record is from RefSeq and is a predicted model, not a curated record.